AUGGGAACUCCCGCUGUUGUCAUGGACAACGGUACCGGCUUAACCAAGUUGGGCUUUGCCGGAAACGACUCUCCCUCAUUCGUCUUCCCUACGGCAAUCGCAACAGCGACAUCUGCUGGGAAGUCAGGAAAAAGCGCUGGCAGCAGUGCGUUGAGCAGCAAAAGAGGAUUGGAAGACUUGGACUUCUUCAUUGGUGAUGAGGCUCUAAGCGCCGCCACCGGCCCAAAGUACUCCUUGUCUUAUCCAAUCAGACAUGGUCAGAUUGAAAACUGGGACCACAUGGAAAGAUUUUGGGAGAACUCCAUCUUCAAAUACCUUCGGUGUGAACCCGAAGAUCACUAUUUCUUAUUGACUGAGCCACCCUUGAAUCCGCCUGAGAACAGAGAGAGCACAGCAGAAAUUAUGUUCGAAUCGUUCAACUGUGCGGGUUUGUACAUCGCUGUUCAGGCAGUGUUGGCAUUGGCAGCCUCAUGGACGUCUUCGAAGGUCCAGGAUAGAUCGUUAACCGGUACAGUGAUUGAUUCAGGUGACGGUGUCACCCAUGUUAUUCCAGUGGCAGAAGGCUACGUCAUCGGAGGUGCAAUCAAGAACAUCCCCUUAGCCGGUAGAGACAUCACGCUUUUCAUCCAGUCCUUGUUGAGAGAUAGAGGUGAGGCUGACACCUCGUUGCAGACGGCAGAGAAGAUCAAGCAGCAGUUUUGUUACGUGUGCCCAGACAUGGUAAAAGAGUUCAAAAAGUUCGACCAAUAUCCACAGGAGAAGUUUGCACAGUACAUUGUAGAGACUGUGCAGCGCAAAAGUGUUGUGGAUGUUGGUUACGAGAGGUUUUUGGCUCCGGAGAUUUUCUUCAAUCCAGAGAUCUGUUCCUCCGACUUCUUGACCCCAUUGCCCACCGUGGUGGACCAGGUCGUGCAGCUGUCUCCAAUUGACGUGCGUAAAAAGCUCUACAAAAACAUUGUUUUGAGUGGAGGCUCUACCAUGUUCAAGGACUUCGGCAGAAGAUUGCAAAGAGAUAUCAAAGCUUUGGUGAACGAGAGAAUCGAGUUGAGUGAGAAGUUGAGUGGCGUUAAAAGCACCGGUGUGGAUGUCCAGGUGAUAUCGCAUAAGAGACAGCGUAACGCUGUGUGGUUUGGUGGAUCCUUGUUGGCACAGACGGCUGAGUUUAAGAGCUACUGCUACACCAAGCAGGAUUACGACGAGUACGGACCGGGAAUUGUGAGAAAUUUCUCCUUGUUCUCUGUCCCAUAA
This is a messenger RNA of Candidozyma auris, 1248 nucleotides long. It is a transcript of the gene ARP3, whose product is annotated as actin-related protein 3. Gene Ontology annotation, cellular component: actin cortical patch; Arp2/3 protein complex. The transcript has a single exon. Gene Ontology annotation, molecular function: actin filament binding. The record is from RefSeq and is a predicted model, not a curated record. Gene Ontology annotation, biological process: Arp2/3 complex-mediated actin nucleation. Lineage: Eukaryota; Fungi; Ascomycota; Pichiomycetes; Serinales; Metschnikowiaceae. Bases 1 to 1248 code for a protein of 415 amino acids.